Messenger RNA from Cercocebus atys (sooty mangabey), 1521 nucleotides. It is a transcript of the gene TMEM81, whose product is annotated as transmembrane protein 81. The record is from RefSeq and is a predicted model, not a curated record. Lineage: Eukaryota; Metazoa; Chordata; Mammalia; Primates; Cercopithecidae. The transcript has a single exon. Bases 335 to 1102 code for a protein of 255 amino acids.
UGCACUCCAGCCUGAGUUGACAGAGUGAGGCCCUGUCUCAAAAAAAAAAAAAAAGCAAUGAAAAGAAUGAAGGACUGGUAAGGUGGUUAUUUUAUUAACAACGAUAGAUAGUAAAGCAACACCAUUAUGUUUUUUUCCUGCCUUGUGGCCUCAUCUGUUUAUAAGGACUGGACUUUUAUUUAUUAAGUUGUGUUGUUUUAUUGACAAUACAUGCAUCGUAUCUUUUGACUUUGAAGGAUAUCUCAUGUCAAAGGAAUCAAGUUAUGAUUUGUAGAGGAUUCAGCUGGAAUAGCUUGUGGGUGCUGGCUAAGGGUGGCAAAAUGCCUGCUGAGACAUGAAGAUUUUGGCCACUAGUUUUGCCCUUGGGAGCCUGGGGUUGGCCUUCUACCUGCCUUUGGUGGUGACUACACCUAAAACACUGGCCAUCCCUGAGAAGCUGCAGGAAGCUGUGGGGAAAGUUAUCAUCAGUGCUACAACCUGUACGGUCACCUGUGGCCUUGGCUAUAAGGAGGAGACCGUCUGUGAGGUGGGCCCUGAUGGAGUGAGAAGGAAAUGUCAGACUCAGCGCUUGGAAUGUCUAACCAACUGGAUCUGUGGGAUGCUCCAUUUCACCAUUCUCAUUGGCAAGGAAUUUGAGCUUAGCUGUCUGAGUUCAGACGUCCUGGAGAUUGGACAGGAAGCUUUUCGGUUCACCUGGAGACUUGCUCGAGGUAUCAUCUCCACUGACGACGAGGUCUUCAAACCCUUCCGAGCCAACUCUCACUUCGUGAAGUUUAAAUAUGCUCAGGAGUAUGACUCUGGGACAUACCGAUGUGAUGUGCAGCUGUUAAAAAACUUGAGACUUGUCAAGAGGCUCUAUUUUGGGCUGAGGGUUCUUCCUCCUAACUUGGUGAACCUGAAUUUCCAUCAGUCACUUACUGAAGAUCAGAAGUUAGUAGAUGAGGGAUUGGAAGUUAAUCUGGACAGCUACUCCAAGCCUCACCACCCAAAAUGGAAAAAGAAGGUGGCAUCAGCCUUGGGGAUAGGAAUUGCCAGUGGAGUGGUUGGUGGUGUGUUGGUGAGGAUAGUCCUCUGUGUGCUGAGGGGGGGCCUGCAGCAGUGAUAGCCUCAAGAACUUGACAGCCUUGCUCCUGAAGAUCUGGCUGCCCAGGAAGCCAAGCUAGCUUUUUAGGGGAGUGUUCUGGCUGCCGGUAGUGGAUGAGCUUAGAGGGAAGGCUCCCAUAGCCAAAAGAAUGAGUGGAAGAAAUGGAGGGGACAACCUCCUGGGAGCUAUGGGCAAUAAUCUAACUUCCUUAUGUCCCAUGGAUCUCUUCCUGAUCUUCCCUGCCCAUUGGAUACCCAGGAAACUGCAAGCAUUGCCUGUGUUCCCAAGAGUUUAAAGAAGCUUGCAUUCAUUUUCUACCCUUUAUAACCUGGAUGCCUCCCCGCCUCCCUUUCCCCUCUUCUGAGCUGUGUAUUCAUGUAGAGGGAUGUAUUUAGAUUUUCUAAUGAACAUUUUUUUCUUCAAUAAAAGUAAUUCAC